GGCCUCUCCGGUGACAGAGGAGUAGUGAGCGGCUCCGGGUGAGGCUGCAGCCAACUCCGCUCCCCGCGCUCUCGGCUGCCCAGGCGCUCGGGACGCAGCAGCGGCGCUUCUCCGCGGGGCCCACCGCCCGCGAUGCCCGCUUAGGAGCAGCGGCUGCGGCCAGCAUCGCCCCACCCGCGGCGCAGCGCCCGCCGUCGCAGAGCGGGGCCACAGCGCGCCCCCCGCCCCAGCCCCCACCCCGCCCCCCACCCUGAAAUGACUUGUUAAUCCGCGCAGACACCACCGAAGGGACUCGCCGGAGUGGAAUCCCAAGUGGAAUUUGGAUUUGGAGAAGAGUUUCUUGAACAUUUACUCCUUCCUUGUUGGGUUAUUUUUUUUUUCUUUCUUUCCUUCUUUCCCCCCCUCUCCCCUUCUGCGCCUGUCACCGGAGAUGAACACAGCGCGUUUGCUUCCCAGAAAGUAGUCGCCGCGACUGUUACCCCCAAAGAGACAAGCACACAUGUAGGAAUGACAAAGGCUUGCAGAGGAGAGAGCGCAGCUUGCGGCCCGGAGAGAUCCCCUCGAUAAUGGAUUACUAAAUGGGAUACACGCUGUACCAGCCCGCUCCGAGCCCCGGCCGCCUGCCCGUCGAUGCACCGAAAAGGGUGAAGUAGAGAAAUAAAGUCUCCCCGCUGAACUACUAUGAGGUCAGAAGCCUUGCUGCUAUAUUUCACACUGCUACACUUUGCUGGGGCUGGUUUCCCAGAAGAUUCUGAGCCAAUCAGUAUUUCGCAUGGCAACUAUACAAAACAGUAUCCGGUGUUUGUGGGCCACAAGCCAGGACGGAACACCACACAGAGGCACAGACUGGACAUCCAGAUGAUUAUGAUCAUGAACAGAACCCUCUACAUUGCUGCUAGGGACCAUAUUUAUACUGUUGAUAUGGACACCUCACACACAGAAGAAAUUUAUUGUAGCAAAAAACUGACAUGGAAAUCUAGACAGGCUGAUGUAGACACGUGCAGAAUGAAGGGAAAACAUAAGGAUGAGUGUCACAACUUCAUUAAAGUUCUUCUGAAGAAAAACGAGGAUACUUUGUUUGUCUGUGGAACUAAUGCCUUCAACCCUUCCUGCAGAAACUAUAAGAUGGAUACUCUGGAACCUUUUGGGGAUGAAUUUAGUGGAAUGGCCAGAUGCCCUUAUGAUGCCAAACAUGCCAACGUUGCACUGUUUGCAGAUGGAAAACUAUACUCAGCCACAGUGACUGACUUCCUUGCCAUCGAUGCAGUCAUUUACCGGAGUCUUGGAGACAGCCCAACCCUACGGACUGUCAAGCAUGAUUCCAAGUGGUUGAAAGAACCGUACUUUGUCCAAGCAGUGGAUUACGGAGACUACAUCUACUUCUUCUUCAGGGAGAUAGCAGUGGAGUACAACACCAUGGGAAAGGUAGUCUUCCCGAGAGUGGCUCAGGUUUGUAAGAAUGACAUGGGAGGGUCUCAGAGAGUCCUGGAAAAACAGUGGACGUCCUUCCUAAAGGCUCGCCUGAACUGCUCAGUUCCCGGAGACUCUCAUUUUUAUUUCAACAUCCUCCAGGCGGUCACAGAUGUGAUUCACAUCAAUGGCCGUGAUGUUGUCCUGGCAACCUUUUCCACACCUUAUAACAGCAUCCCUGGAUCUGCGGUCUGUGCCUACGACAUGCUUGACAUUGCCAAUGUUUUCACGGGGAGGUUCAAAGAACAGAAGUCUCCAGAUUCCACUUGGACACCAGUUCCUGAUGAACGAGUGCCCAAGCCCAGGCCAGGUUGCUGUGCUGGCUCCUCGUCCUUAGAAAAAUACGCAACCUCCAAUGAGUUUCCUGAUGAUACCCUGAACUUCAUCAAAACACACCCACUCAUGGAUGAGGCUGUGCCUUCUGUCAUCAACAGGCCAUGGUUCCUCAGGACGAUGGUCAGAUACCGCCUGACCAAAAUUGCCGUGGACACUGCUGCUGGGCCAUAUCAGAAUCACACUGUGGUUUUCCUGGGAUCAGAGAAGGGAAUCAUCUUGAAGUUCUUGGCCAGGAUAGGAAACAGUGGUUUCCUAAAUGACAGCCUUUUCCUGGAGGAGAUGAGCGUUUAUAAUCCAGAAAAGUGCAGCUAUGAUGGAGUAGAGGACAAGAGGAUUAUGGGCAUGCAACUGGACAAAGCAAGCAGCUCUCUGUAUGUUGCAUUCUCCACCUGCGUGAUAAAGCUUCCCCUUGGCCGGUGUGAACGACACGGGAAGUGUAAAAAAACCUGUAUCGCCUCCAGAGACCCAUACUGUGGGUGGGUAAAGGAAGCAGGUUCCUGUGCCCAUCUGUCACCCAGCAGCAGAUUGACAUUUGAACAGGACAUAGAACGUGGCAAUACAGAUGGCCUGGGAGACUGUCACAAUUCCUUCGUGGCUCUGAAUGGGCACUCCAGUUCCCUUUUGCCCAGCACCACCACGUCAGAUGCGGCGGCUCAAGAGGGGUAUGAGUCUAGGGCAGGAAUGCUGGACUGGAAGGAUCUGCUCGAUUCACCUGACAGCACAGACUCUUUGGGGGCGGUGUCUUCCCGUAAUCACCAAGACAAGAAGGGAGUGAUUCGGGAAAGCUACCUCAAAGGCCACGACCAGCUCGUCCCCGUCACCCUCCUGGCCAUUGCGGUCAUCCUGGCUUUUGUCAUGGGGGCCGUCUUCUCGGGCAUCAUCGUCUACUGCGUCUGCGACCACAGGCGCAAGGACGUGUCCGCGGUGCAGCGCAAGGAGAAGGAGCUCGGCCACUCGCGCCGGGGCUCCAUGAGCAGCGUCACCAAGCUCAGCGGCCUCUUCGGGGACACCCAGUCCAAGGACCCGAAGCCGGAGGCCAUCCUCACGCCGCUCAUGCACAACGGCAAGCUCGCCGCGCCCGGCAACACGGCCAAGAUGCUCAUCAAGGCGGAUCAGCACCACUUGGACCUGGCGGCCUUGCCCACCCCCGAGUCCACCCCGACGCUGCAGCAGAAGCGGAAGCCCAGCCGCGGCAGCCGCGAGUGGGAGAGGAACCAAAACCUCAUCAAUGCCUGCACCAAGGACAUGCCCCCCAUGGGCUCCCCUGUGAUCCCCACGGACCUGCCCCUGCGGGCCUCCCCCAGCCACAUCCCCAGCGUGGUGGUCCUGCCCAUCGCGCAGCAGGGCUACCAGCACGAGUACGUGGACCAGCCCAAGAUGAGCGAGGUGGCCCAGAUGGCGCUGGAGGACCAGGCGGCCACCCUGGAGUAUAAGACCAUCAAGGAGCAUCUCAGCAGCAAGAGUCCCAACCACGGGGUGAACCUGGUGGAGAACCUGGACAGCCUGCCGCCCAAGGUCCCCCAGCGGGAGGCCUCCCUGGGCCCGCCGGGCGCCUCGCUGUCCCAGAACGGCCUGGGCAAGCGGCUGGAGAUGCACCACUCCUCCUCCUACGGCCUUGACUAUAAGAGGAGCUACCCCACGAACUCGCUCACGAGAAGCCACCAGGCCACCACGCUCAAAAGAAACAAUACUAACUGCUCCAAUUCCUCCCACCUGUCCAGGAACCAGAGCUUCGGCCGGGGAGACAACCCGCCGCCCGCCCCGCAGAGGGUGGACUCGAUCCAGGUGCACGGCGCGCAGCCGGCGGGCCAGGCGGUGACUGUCGCGCGCCAGCCCAGCCUCAACGCCUACAACUCGCUGACGAGGUCGGGGCUGAAGCGCACGCCCUCGCUAAAGCCGGACGUGCCCCCCAAGCCCUCCUUUGCCCCCCUGUCCACCUCCCUGAAGCCCAAUGACGCGUGUACAUAAUGCCAGGGGAGGGGUCAGGUGUCGAAGCCGCGGGAGCGGCCGGGCGCGCCCAGCCGGCGGGGCCCUCCGCUGCCCGAGCCCCCACGGAGCGGAGGACGCCGGCUUCCCGCCCGGGCGCAGCGGGGAGGCGCCGGGCCCCGGGCCCCCGGGCCCCCACGCGGGACUCCCCUCCAUUCGCAGGCUCCGCUCUCCCUCACACUGCGCGACGGGUCGGACUCACGAGCGACUUCGGCGAUCAUCACAAACACGAGCCAAAAGCACACCCCCCGCACCCAGCCACCCGCGCACCCGCGCACACGCGCGCACACACACACACACGCACAUACACACCUGAACGGUGACCGCAACCUUCCGUCCGCGACUGUGCGGGGCGCCGCCCAACAGGGCAGCAGCCCCACCUGCACACCACAGAUACACUUUUACGAAUCAUGAAACGCAGAAAGACAAAAACAAAAGUAAAAAGUAAAGAAUUCGUUGAUAAUUCUAACUCAGACUUUAACCGUGGCAGGAGUUUACUAUGCGCAGAUACUGUGAAACGCCCAGCAGUGUUACGGCUUUUCUGUAAGGUCCGAGCAGACGGUGCCGCGGUGGGCAUCCAGGUCGUAGGUCUCUGCUCCUCUCUUUUAAUGAAAUAACGUGACCGUUAACGCAAGUAACUCUUUAUUUAUUGUUCACCCUUUUUUCCUUAAGGAGAGGACUCCUCCACACGCCAUCCUACCGACGGCUCUUCAGAAAGCCCCUCGAAGGUUAAACUAUUUAACGUGAAAUCCAUUAACUGGAAUCAUUGAGUUUAUUUUUACAAUAAAUUCACUGAGUAAAUAAGCUGGAGCUGGAAUUCUGAGCUUUGUGUUUGGACUGUCUGACCUCUGGCUAGAGGAAAAAGUUGCGAGGGGGAUGGAUAUUUAUUGAAACCAACCAGUUAAUUUGCUGGUCGGGUCUCUGGCCUAUAACAUGCAAAAAAUUAAUUAGCUUAAAAGUCCUUCCAGAUCCUAACUUCUUAAAGCAACCGGGAGAGGAACGUUUAGAAUGACACCUCCCGCGGCCCAUUGCUGCCAACGUGGCUUUGUCAGUGGUUCCUACUUUCUGUGAAGGCACCAGCUUGUGAAACCCAUCUCAUUUCACCUUGCAUGUGAGACCGCAAACAAAAUCCACUAAAGGUGUGAACUAAUUAAUAUGCUGGCUGCUACCUUGCAUAAAUUAAUGGUUUGCUCACACGGGUUUUUCGUGGGGUUACAUCUGUGAAUAGCCUCUUUUCCACAUGUAAAUUUGUGCCUUACACCCUGAGUUGUGUACACUUGUAAACUGUCGUUAUGAUAAACUUUCCCCCGCCUUUUGAAAUAAAUGCAGAUAUUUAUUUGACCCUCCCUCCCCCCACCCCCACUCCAGCCCUCUGGAAGAUUCUUAGCGUCUAGCAGAUGGAAGAAGAAUGCAGUGGUGGUGGUGGUGGUGGUGGUGGUUAGAAGCCUGCCCCCUGGGAGAGCUAGGAGCUAGGCAGCAGCACACCCUCCAAUUCACACUUCCUUCUACUCGUGCCAACUCCAGCCACCCCUUGGCCAUGCCACCAAGCAUGGACACCAGUGUUGAGGGUGGCAGUACCCUUUCUCCCUCCGGCGCUCCCUGCUUCCCGGUGUUCUCAGAUCAUUUCAACAUGGUGAUAGCCUCAUUGGCCAGCAGAGAGGGGACUAACGUCCCAGCCCUCCUUUCUGCCGUGUCCACUGGCUGGAGAGCACGCUGUCUGCGGUUGCCAGACACCUGGAGGGUGUCUCCAGGCCAGGGGCUCGGCACGCACGAGCACUGCACACAAAGACAUGACGUGGAAGUAGAUGCGGGCAGGCUGGUCCCUGCUGUGAUGGAUGAGUGACUCCAAGUACAAAGCCAACCACAAUGGAUGCUGCAAAAAACGUUGCAGACUGGGGCAGAAGAUUUGUAAUUUCUCAAAAAAUUUCUUCAUCCCUUUGUUAUUAUUGUUUGUAAGGGGGCGGGUGGGGCGUGUUUUUUCUCCCCCGGUUGGUUCUCAUUAGCUCAAGCACACAGAAGGGACUAUUGUUUACUCUAUCAGGAACAAAGGACUGUCAACAUACUGUAAACAGUGAGCAUUGUUUGGGGUUGUUGUGUUUUUUUAACAGUUAAACAGUAUAUUUGGUGGCCUCUUUGUCUCUUUAUUUCCAGUUUGAUCUUCUGAGUUUAAUCUCGUCUUUAAAAAAAAAAAAAAAACAACUUUCAAAGAAAGACUAUUUGGAGCAAUUUUGAGUUUGUUAGUGAAAAAGUGGUCUUCCAUAAUCAGAGUGACACCAGGUGUGUCGCGAGGACAGACUGGUAGCUUUGUGUUCCUGCAAACCUCCCGCGCAGUUUUGCUGUCGUUUGGGGUAGGUUUUUGUUGUUUUGUGUCUUUAUGCUUUUAUUCUGUUUUGUGAGCAGAAUCAAUGUUCACAUCCUGUGAACUCUGUACCCUGAGACCAACCAUGAAGUCUCUUCUAGAAACUGAGAUCAUUGUUUUUCCCUUCUCCCCGAAUGAAGCUUGACCAAUACCCCCAAGAGUAUUGACCGGCAGCACCCACGCUCUUGUCCCAUGGGUGGGCAUCAUUGCCUCAGCUGUGUUACGGAGACCUGUGUCAAAACUUCCAGCCCGCGUCCCCACCGCCCCUCAACCCAUCACUUGCGGUGUUCUUCCUGAAAUGCCCACAUGUAUUGAGCUGGUCUUUUGCAUUUAAGUGUUUUCCCCCCUUUUUUUUUUCCCCACUGCGUGUGGGGGGAGGGUCCAUAAACCUGAGUGUGCCUUUGCUUUCCACCCUUGCUAGACACUGGUAGAUGCAACAAACUCAGAUUUAUAUUUGUUGUAAAGUUGUAAAAAUAUUGUGAUGUCACCAAUUUUCCUUCCAUCUCCACAUCCCCUAACAUCUGAUUCAUGACGUAAUGUAUGUUGUAAAACAGGAAAAAAAAAAGAAAAGAAAAAAGGAAAAAAAAGACAAAAAAAAAAAGAGCAAGGAAAAGGCUCUUUAUUACUUAAAAGUAAUAAAACAAGACUGUUCUACAUUA
Molecule: messenger RNA, 6810 nt
Organism: Nyctereutes procyonoides (raccoon dog)
Lineage: Eukaryota; Metazoa; Chordata; Mammalia; Carnivora; Canidae
Gene: SEMA6A
Product: semaphorin 6A
Exons: 19
Coding region: 682-3774 (1030 amino acids)
Biological process (GO): positive regulation of neuron migration; negative chemotaxis; semaphorin-plexin signaling pathway
Molecular function (GO): chemorepellent activity; semaphorin receptor binding
Source: RefSeq, a predicted model, not a curated record